Mercenaria mercenaria is the source of this 6256-nucleotide messenger RNA. RefSeq names its product secretin receptor-like. Gene Ontology annotation, molecular function: G protein-coupled peptide receptor activity; peptide hormone binding. Gene Ontology annotation, biological process: adenylate cyclase-modulating G protein-coupled receptor signaling pathway; cell surface receptor signaling pathway. The record is from RefSeq and is a predicted model, not a curated record. Bases 520 to 1995 code for a protein of 491 amino acids. The transcript has 13 exons. Gene Ontology annotation, cellular component: plasma membrane. NCBI's taxonomy places the organism in Eukaryota, Metazoa, Mollusca, Bivalvia, Venerida, Veneridae.
ACCAACUGAUAUUAUCAGUCUUAAACUUCCCGUCUCGUUAACAGUUUGUGUUUAGGUUAAAUAAAUUUAAUUACUCAUAAAGUCUAAUAACAGCGCAUCGCACACAUACGGAAGUGGUGCAGAACUUCAUUUGAAUAACAUUUUGUACUUAUCCAGUAUUGGAAAAUCUAUAGGAGCAGCGAAAAGAGGGAAAUACUUUGAUACUCGCUUUCAUUUGUCUCCGUAACAAAAUGAAACAUCUAGAUAACUUUGAAACAGAAAUUCAUGUUAUUGAAGAAAUUUUACACAUCUGAUAAUUGUUUCCAGUAUCGCAUCAGGUAAUAUGUUAUUGAUGCAAUAAAUAAAGUCUGUAAGAAGAUCUGUCGGGUCGGUUCGAGGGAAAUUUGUAUAAGUUUCUCGGAGAUUUCAGUUAUUUCUGCAAUGAUGCAAUGGACAUUAAUGCACAUAGCGUGAAAGCAGUGUUUCACUGAAUUUGUUGGAAUAGUAACUUUAUAGGUGUUCCAGUAAAGGCUUGACAAAAUGAUGGCUAUUAGAAAGAAAAUGCAACAUUUAUGUGAAGCCAGAAUGCUGCAAGAUCCCCCUGGUACGGGUGUUUACUGCAAUGCCACUUGGGACUAUGUCAUGUGCUGGAACUUCACCCAGGCCGGGACCAUGGUCAAACAACCUUGUGCAGAGUAUAUCGGAAACUUUAACCUAGCAGGUUUUGCGACACGAGAAUGCCUUCCAAACGGUACAUGGAAAUCAAACUAUGAGGAGACCAACAGUACUGAUGGAUGGACCAAUUACACGGACUGCCUAGUUGGCCAUAAACCUGAGCCAUCGAAAGAUUUGUUUCAUCAUUUACCUCGAAUACAAUUGAUGUCAGAGAUAGGAUAUGGAGUGUCGCUGGUCUCUCUCAUUGCUGCUGUAACAAUAAUGAUAGCAUCCAAACGGUUACGCUGUAAAAGCAAUGUGCUUCACAUUAACCUGUUCCUUGCGUUCAUCAUCCGAGCGUCUGUAUCAUUCUUUAAAACCUUGAUUUUUGUUGACGAUGUUGGUUUAGAGAAGGACAUUAUACGUAAUCCUGGCGGGACAAUUGAAUUUAGACCAGAAGGACUGCACUGGGAAUGUAAGCUGAUAAUGUGUAUUUUUGUGUAUACUGUGGCAGCCAGUAUGAUGUGGAUACUGAUGGAAGGACUGUAUUUGCACAUGCUUGUUUAUAAAACAAUGUUCACUAAGCAGCAUGGAACGAGACUAUACAUCUUAGUAGGAUGGUUGUCACCUUUGGUAUAUUUAAUACCAUGGAUUAUUGUUCGAAUAUUCAAAGAAAAUGAGUUAUGCUGGAAUCGACAAAGGAAAGACGGGUAUUUCUGGAUAAUCAAAGCACCAAUACAUUUAUCAGUUCUAAUUAACUUCAUCUUUUUUAUCAAUAUUAUACGAGUUUUGUGUGUGAAGUCAAAAAUCAGCAGACAUGUAAAAAGUGAUGCCCAGCAUUUAAGAAAAACAGCCAAGUUUGUUUUGGUGCUCAUUCCUCUGUUCGGUGUGAUAUAUAUAGCGUUCUCGGCAUACCCUACAGGAGUCGUUAGCAUGGAAGCUGAUAUUAUCUACCUGUACUGUGAAAUGUUUUAUAAUUCCUUUCAAGGUUUUGUACUGGCACUGUUGUUUUGCUUCCUGAACGAAGAGGUACAAAAUGAAGUUCGGAGAUGCUGGUGCAAACGUAGAUUUCGUCGUUUUAACACGCAUUCUAUUUUACUCUCUUCUUGGCGGAAGUCCUCGCGGAGAACAUCACGUGACAUUACAAGAGACACACGUUUGUCAGAGGGCAUAUGCCAUACGCAUGGUAAUUGUGUUGAUACGUGUAAAUUAAAGAAAAAAUGCCAGGAGCACGUUACAUUUUCACUACAAAGUCAUGAAAUGACGAAUGGAAAGCCCAAUGUACCUUCACGGCAAAACGAGGAUAUUGACUGUAUUAUGAUUGAACCAAAAAGAUCAAAACUAAAGGAUGAUGAAGUUUAAAAAGUACCGGUUCUCCGACAUUAAUACUGAGUAUCAAGGGACAUUCUCUCGAUACAUCAAAAUCAAAACUGUAAUAAAUGUAUGGAUGUAUAAAAAAACUGUAUACCUACAGAGCAGGUGAACAUUUGGAUCUUAGACUACAUGUACAUGUAUUGUGUAUGCUUUGUUACAGAACUUAAUGCUGAAUAUUAAGGAAAACGUUACAUCAAUUCAAGAUAGAUAGACCAUAUCCAUCUUUUAAGUUUACAUAUACUGUUAUCAUCGGACGAUAGACAUUUUUACUACACAAUAUUUUAAUUCAUGAACAAAUUUUCUUUAGUACCGAAAACCAUUCUGUUUACGAAAAACUCAAUUUCAAAACACUACAAAAAUAUUUAUAUAAGUAUCCAUUGCUCAUCUUUCACUAAAACAGUUUACUGACUGUAUUAUGAUUGAACCAAAAAGAUUAAAAAUGAAGGCUGAUGAAGUUUAAAAAGUACCGCUUUCAGAAUAAUUAUACUGAGUAUCAAAGGACAUUCUUAUGAUACAUCAAAAUGAAGACUGUAACAAAGAUAUGGACGAUAUUUACUUCAAAAUGGAGAAAUUUCUCAUCAAAUGUAUUUAACGUCACUUAGUCUAUAUUAAUGGUGUAUAUAGAGCUUUAUUCAUAACUAAUGCCAUGCAGUAACAGUUGUUUGUUAAAAUACUUCCAGUUUUAGCGGUAGUACACAUGUAUAUUGUUUUUAACACUAUUAAGUGCGUACUAUUUAAAACCUAAUGUUGAUUUUCCCAAGAACCUCUUUACACAAGGGAAACAAUCUGUUUAUACAGUGAAAUUGUUGAGUGAACACCGUUAGUCCAUCGUAUUCCUGUCUAUGUUAUAUCAUUGUAAUGGAAAUGUAAGCUAUCUAUGUUAAAUGCUAAGCAGGAUAUAAAUCUUAGGAUAAAAGGAUUUUUAAAGCAAAAAUGAAAUAACUAGAGACCCUCAAGGCUGGAGUUAAUAUCAGCUGACACCUAUAUGAGGAUCAGAUACGCCCGUUAUGUUCUAGUUUGCAAUAUAUUCAUAUUAUAGCAUCUAUGUACGAAAUGAAUGUAUUUAUGCAUAAUAGUCAGUGCACAUAUAUAGAACAGAACAGAACAGACGUUUAUUUUUCCUCUAGGGCCACCGGCCCAUGCAAACAAAUUUACAAAACAACUAAAUACACAUUCAUAUAAAAAGUAACAGAAACUGACAUAUAUCAUAUAUAAAUAAUAUAUUAAAGUUUCAGCAACUAAACAUUAGACUUUCGUUUAUCAAAAGCGUAAUAUAAGAAAGUAGCAAUGGACCUUAUCAAAGUUUCAUUUCUUGUUGACAUCAGGAUAUUAAAUUUGUUUUGUGUUGGACUAAAGUAGUACUUUUUAGGUAAAUACAUCAUUCUUAAUUCCGAGUAAAAUUCACAACAAAGUAAAAAAAAUGAAACUUAUCUUCUAUAAUAUUCUUAUUACAUUUUCUACACAAUCUAUUUUCUCUUCCUAUUUUCCUAUGUCGACCAGUUUAAAUCUCAAGAUCGUGAGAUCUUAUACACAAACCUAACUUUUCUGAUGUCUAGUAUGUCUAAAUACUCUUCAUCUUCUUUGAACAUCAUAUAAAAUGAUAAUUUUGUAUUUGAACUAACUGAUACACGCCAUUCUUGUAGGUAAAUAUCUUUUAAUCUAUUUAUAAAUGUUAAUAAAAAGUGUUUUUUCUGAAUCAACUGAAUGGUUUUAUCCAAAACCAUGUCUUUGCAGAUUAUCUCUUACAGCAGAUACCCAAAUUGGUCACUCAUAUUAUCAUUAUACAUCGUUAGAUAACACAUCCUAACUAAUCUACUGUUAGACAUUUUAAAGAUUUUUAACCAAUAUUUUAUACAUCGUUUACAUGAUUCUAUAUACAAAGGAUAUCUUCCACAAUCACCAAGUACAGCAGCAUUAGAUGCAUUUUGUCUAGAGCACAUAAAACGUUUGCAGGCAUUAUACUGUACACGCUCAAGUUCUUCAAAUUUAUUGAUACCCCAAACUUCUGCUCCAUAAAAUAACUGAGGGCAUGUCUUAGUGUCAAACAGUUUAAAGAAUACUGUUUUCUUUAACUGGCCACAAUCAUAUAAAGACUUUAAUAUUGAUAUAAGAACUCUCUUUCCUUUAAUACAUAAUUCAUGUACCAUACUGCUCAUAGAAAGUUGUCUUGUAAAUGUUAAGCCAACAUAACUAAAAGCAUUUACAACCUAACGAAUUUUGUUUUUAUACAUCCAUUUUUCAUUUUAAGCAAGUGCACCACCAUUUUUAAAAACAACAAUUUUUGUUUUAUUUUCAUUUGCUUUAAGUUUAUAUGUGUCACAGAAAUUAGAUAAAAUAUUCAAUUGCUUUUGCAAACCAGUAACAAUAACCAGUAGGGCAAUAUCAUCUACAAACAUCAAUGAUAAAAGCUGUAACUCAAAUGGAUGUAACUGAACUCCUCGUACAACUCUUGCAUUUCAGACGUGCUGUAAUUCAUCUAAAUAGAAAGAGAAGAGAAUCGGACUAGCCAAACAUCCUUGUUUUAGUCCAGUUGAACUUAUCAUAUAAUCACUUCUUACAUUAUUACAUUUGAUACAUACUUUUUUAUACAUACAUACUCUGCAGAGCUCUAUAGAGGUUACCACUUAUACCACACCACUUAUACCACCAUUUCUAAGUACAUUCCAAAGAAUGUGUCUAUUUAUAGUAUCAAAACAUUUUUGAAAGUCAAUGAAGGCAACUAAGACAUAUUUACUUUUCUUUAUAUUUUGAUAUAUAAUUCAAGAGGCUCCGACGACAGGAACACUACAAUGAACAGUUUAACUAUACAAAUCAAUUUCACAUUCACUAAAGUGGAUAUACUCACUCUUUCUUGAGAUUAAACAUUAAUUGUACUAAAACCUGCAGAUUUUUUGUUAUUACUUUUGCACCUUCACAUUCUGUUUGGGUCACUGGACACUCAAACUGAAAAUUCCGCAAAAACGAACUGGUACAAGUGCGAGAAAAGUCCUGUGGUGCCCCGUACUUGGAUUCAGUGUUGUUAUAUUUUCUUUCCUUUGGGAUAAUGGAGUCCAUUCAAUAGAUGUGUAAUAGAGUUCCAGUUAAGCCGGUGCUAGGGGGCGUAAGAGAUGUUGCACAUUUUAUUACCUCUCAUGAACAGACUCAAUCAAACGAGUCUGCUAUUAUUCUUUCUUGGUUGCAUUCUAUGUAGGGAUCUUUUUACAGACUUUAUCUACUAAUAUUACAUAAUUUUGAGAAUUUUCAGGGAAGAGUAGGGCAGAUAUAUUACACAUACAUAGCACUUCACUCCAUGUCAUUUUCAUUCUGUUCAGUUAGUCGUUCAUAUGAUACAGAUGACUAUAAUAUCGGUUUCAUAAUACUAAAGUUUGAGAUAAAACUACCCAACAACUUUUGAAUGCUACACCAACAUACACACUAAAAAGUACAAACACAAUUUCCGUUAUUGGUAAAAAAUUCAUCAUUGCAUCUUGUGUGCAAAUACUUUGAUAUUUAUGUUAACCACAACUAUCCCCAAAUGCUCAUAUAAGCUAUAGUAUUUAGAUAAUUGAAUACAACUCUUGAUUGAUUGAUAAAUGGACUUUAUCAAGCCAUAAAGUUACAGAAUCUUAAUAUUACACAUGAAUGGUAUAAAAGUAACAUAUAAAACAAUUUUUGAAAUAUCUGGGGUGUUCAACCGAUAGAUGGGCUUUAUUUAAGCCAUAAAGUUACAGAAUCUAAAUAUUACACAUGAAUGGUAUAAAACUAACAUAUAAAAAAACAAUUUUUGAAAUAUCUGGGGGUGUUCAACCGCCAUGACGUGGCGGGGUUUGCCUUAUGCAAAGACGACACAACCGCCACGUAUCAUUAUCCUGUUAAAUCUGAUCAAAUAUGGUGAUCUUUUGUGUGACAGCAUGGUCUUUGUCACACGUGCACGUGCAGCUCAUGUUAUAAUUCAUGUAAAUACAGAAUCCAUGGCAUGUCAAAAAGCAUCAAAUGUUGAUGAAUGUAGAAGUCGAUUACAAACUCACCAUUUUCUCACGGUUAACCUUUUUUCAAAACAAUCAGCGCAUUUUAGCUCGACUAUUAAAAGAAUAGUGAGAGCUAUUCUACACAUCCGUGCGUCGGCGUUGGCCAUUGGCAUCACGCCGUGAUCAAAGUUUUGCCUUCAAGUUCAUACGUUAGUAACCAUUUCAUGUAUAGGAUUAAUACUUCACACAAGGCUUCUUUAUCAUCAAACCUGUUGUUUGAAUUCAAUACAUAUUGUAACAUU